ACCCGGAAUAGAGUCUGCUGCGCCCUAGUUCGGUGGCUUUGCUGUUUCGCUCCGAGAGCUGCUGCGGGAUGCUGGCAGCCUGACUGUGCCUGUGCCGCCGCCGCAGCUGCCCACGCCGCGCCCGGGACGCGAAUGAAGAAACUGCUCCUCCUGCUCUUCAACUAUCGGGGACUCACGCGAGGCGGGGGACGCAAAGGGAAACGCCGCCGAAAAUGGCCUCGUUCCGUAUACGCGCCGCGCGGCCCGAGGACUGCGCCGACCUCCUGCGCCUCAUAAAGGAGCUUGCUAAAUAUGAAGAAAUGGAGGAUCAAGUGGUACUGACUGAAAAAGAUCUACUUGAGGACGGAUUUGGAGAACAUCCUUUCUACCACUGCCUUGUUGCAGAAGUGCCAAAAGAACACUGGACAGCUGAAGGAUACAGUGUUGUGGGCUUUGCCAUGUAUUACUUCACGUAUGACCCAUGGAUUGGAAAACUGCUGUAUCUUGAAGACUUCUUUGUAAUGAAUGAGUUCAGAGGUUUGGGCAUUGGUUCAGAAAUUCUAAAGAAUUUAAGUCAGGUGGCUGUCAAAUGUCGUUGCAGCAGUAUGCACUUCUUAGUAGCUGAGUGGAAUGAGCCUUCCAUCAGGUUCUACAAGAGACGGGGAGCUUCUGACCUGUCAUCUGAGGAAGGAUGGAGACUUUUCAAAAUAGACAAGGAGUAUUUGAUGAAGAUGGCAGCUGAAGAGUGAGGAGCUGAGCUCUCAGGACAAUAGCAAUUUGCAUCCAAAAUUUCCUUUUUGACUGUGUCCUUCCUGUUUCCUAUUCAACCAUGUAGUAAUGAAAUAAGUUAAUAUGGACCCUAAUUCAAAAGCUUUAUUACCAGUGGCAUAAAUAUGAUUGUUUGCUGGAGUUUUGGGACUCUAAUCCCACAGGCAGUGACCGUUACAGAGUCAAGUUACUUGUCUGUCUCCAUCCUCUCAUCAGUACACCUGUGAUCCUGAAAUGUAUAUUGUAUAUAACUUCAUUCUUGUAAGUGUCAUUCAAAUGUGUACAGUGUACACACUGGUAGGGUUUUUUCUUAAUUAUUUGCAUUCAUAAGCAAAUAAACUGUUUUUCAUGCUAGCGACCACAAA
Molecule: messenger RNA, 1112 nt
Organism: Lacerta agilis (Sand lizard)
Lineage: Eukaryota; Metazoa; Chordata; Lepidosauria; Squamata; Lacertidae
Gene: SAT1
Product: spermidine/spermine N1-acetyltransferase 1
Exons: 6
Coding region: 213-728 (171 amino acids)
Cellular component (GO): cytosol
Molecular function (GO): N-acetyltransferase activity
Source: RefSeq, a predicted model, not a curated record